AUGGUCAAGAACGGCACCAAAUCUGGCCGAGCGCGCUUCCGCUGUGCCAAGGGUCGUGAGUACAAACCUCAGGCCAAUCCCGAGACCCACGAAUCCAAGCGCCGCAAGACCAGCACGCAGUUUACUGGCUGCAAGUUCCAGCUUGCCGCCCGGCCUCUCCCUGACGGCAGAUGGGCUGUGAAGCUUCCUGACGGCCCAGCAGCGUUGCACAACCACGGCUGGAGCUACCCCACUGCCUUUGCUGGCGCCAGAGCGAGAGACUCGUACGAACCCGGCACAGCGGCACCGCGGGCCUCCGGUCGAUUCAUCGAUGGCCUAGAUGCCCUGGAUCCCGACAUUGAAGAUGACCAUGAUCGGGCGCUAGCGGCAGCCGAAGUAGCUGCCCACGAGGAUCAGGAAGAUGCCGUUGCUUUGGGGAAUUAG
Molecule: messenger RNA, 423 nt
Organism: Chaetomium globosum CBS 148.51
Lineage: Eukaryota; Fungi; Ascomycota; Sordariomycetes; Sordariales; Chaetomiaceae
Exons: 1
Coding region: 1-423 (140 amino acids)
Source: RefSeq, a predicted model, not a curated record